This is a messenger RNA of Phialemonium atrogriseum, 3465 nucleotides long. Its product is annotated as putative calcium-translocating p-type atpase protein. Bases 338 to 3337 code for a protein of 999 amino acids. The transcript is spliced from 3 exons. Gene Ontology annotation, molecular function: ATP hydrolysis activity; ATP binding; P-type calcium transporter activity. NCBI's taxonomy places the organism in Eukaryota, Fungi, Ascomycota, Sordariomycetes, Cephalothecales, Cephalothecaceae. The record is from RefSeq and is a predicted model, not a curated record. Gene Ontology annotation, cellular component: membrane. Gene Ontology annotation, biological process: calcium ion transmembrane transport; intracellular calcium ion homeostasis.
CAAAGCGGCAAAACUGGUUGGAGACGAGGCUAGCCCACCUAGUGACUUCUCGGAUGAAGACACGUAGAGCGAUAGCUAAAACGCUGGUGGAUUGACUUCUUCAACCGCCACCUCUGCCUAGUUCUCACUCAAUUUUUUCUUUCGUUUUCUUUCCCAUUGCACAUUGUCCUCUGUCGAAUUUCUUCAGUUCAAUGAGGCAUUCAUUUCUCUACUUUCUAAACCCAUGAUACGGAAAAGAGUCUCUAUUCUCUAGAUUUCUCGGCUCGGCUACGACCUAUAUCUCCGGGUUCUUAGAUUUCAACCCCACCUUCAGCCCACGCGGGUGACGCUGUUGAAUAUGGAGAAUGCCUAUGCGCAAUCUACAGACCAGGUCCUUGCCAGCCUUCGGGUGGACGCAAUCAAGGGCUUGACAGAUGAACAGGUUCUUGCUUCAAGAGCCAAGCAUGGCCCCAACUCAAUCCCCGACGAGCCGCCUACUCCCCUGUGGGAGCUCAUCCUCGAGCAAUUCAAAGACCAACUAGUCCUCAUCCUCCUCGGCUCAGCCGCAAUCUCCCUCGUUCUGGCCCUGUUUGAGCAGGAGCAAGGAUGGAGUGCCUUCGUCGACCCGGCCGUCAUCCUCUCAAUCCUCAUACUGAACGCAAUUGUCGGCGUGUCCCAGGAAAGCAGUGCUGAGAAAGCCAUUGCUGCGCUGCAGGAAUACUCGGCAAAUGAGGCAAAUGUGGUGCGAAGUGGUGGACAUGUCUCGCGAGUCAAGGCCGACGAGCUAGUCCCAGGCGACAUUAUCACCAUCUCUGUUGGUGACCGGGUGCCUGCGGAUUGCAGGCUCCUCUCGAUUGAAAGCAACAGUUUUGCUGUUGACCAAGCUAUCCUGACAGGAGAAAGCGAGAGUGUUGGCAAGGAUCACAAGGCUGUUGUCAGAGAUGAAAAGGCAGUCCUGCAGGAUCAGGUCAACAUGCUCUUCUCCGGAACAACUGUGGUGACUGGUCGUGCCAAGGCUAUUGUGGCCCUGACUGGGAGCAGAACUGCCAUCGGCGAUAUCCACGAGAGCAUCACCGCCCAGAUCUCAGAGCCGACACCCCUGAAGCAGAAGCUCAACGACUUUGGAGACUCUCUGGCCAAGGUGAUCACGGUUAUCUGCAUUCUUGUCUGGCUCAUCAACAUUCCCCACUUCAACGACCCCAGCCAUGGCAACUGGACCAAAGGUGCCAUCUACUACCUUAAAAUUGCCGUCUCCUUGGGCGUUGCGGCAAUCCCGGAAGGUCUCGCCGUCGUCAUCACAACAUGCCUGGCACUGGGGACUCGGAAGAUGGCUGCUAAAAACGCUGUCGUACGGAGCCUGCCCUCUGUGGAAACUCUUGGGAGCUGUAGCGUCAUCUGCUCUGACAAGACGGGCACUUUGACCACAAACCAGAUGAGUGUCAACAAGGUUGUCUAUAUCAACGAGGACGGCACGGAUCUCGAGGAGCUCGACGUCGAUGGAACUACCUUUGAGCCCAGGGGCGACAUCAAACUCAAGGGCAAGGUCAUUCAAGACCUUGCUCAGAAUUCCGCGACUAUCCUCCAGAUGACCGAGGUCGCAGCUCUCUGCAACGAUGCCAGGCUUGCCUAUGACUCCAGGACCGGCACGUACUCAAACGUGGGUGAGCCUACGGAGGGUGCUCUACGGGUACUCGUCGAGAAGGUUGGCCCUUGCGCGCCCCAGGACUGCCACCCCGAAGAUCGGGUUCACUACGCCAGCGCCUGGUAUGAGAACAAGUACAACCGGCUUGCCACCUACGAGUUCUCACGGGACCGCAAGAGCAUGUCCGUUCUAGUCCAGAAUGGGAAAGAGCAAAAACUGCUGGUCAAGGGUGCCCCGGAGUCUAUCAUCGAGCGUUGUACGCAUACCCUUCUGGGUCCGAAUGGAAAGAGGAUUCCCCUGAAUAGCAAGCUCUCCGGACUUAUCACGAAGGAAAUCGUCGAUUACGGCAACCGUGGCCUCCGGGUUAUCGCCUUGGCUAGACUGGAUGAUGUUUCGGGCAACCCGCUGCUUCACACGGCCAAGUCGACUGCCGAGUACGCGGAGCUGGAACAGAACCUCACCCUGCUUGGACUGGUUGGAAUGCUCGAUCCCCCGCGCCCCGAGGUCCCAGAAUCCAUCAAGAAGUGCAAGGACGCCGGUAUCCGUGUCAUUGUCAUCACCGGAGAUAACCGGAAUACAGCAGAGAGCAUCUGCCGCCAAAUCGGCGUGUUUGGAGAGUACGAGGAUCUGACCGGAAAGAGCUACACGGGUCGUGAAUUCGACAAUCUGAGCCCGAGCGAACAGCUCGAGGCCGCCAAGAAGGCUUCCCUGUUUUCUCGCGUCGAGCCAAGCCACAAGUCGAAGAUGGUGGAUCUCCUGCAGUCUCUUGGAGAGGUCGUUGCCAUGACUGGCGAUGGCGUCAACGAUGCCCCAGCCCUCAAGAAGGCCGACAUUGGCGUCGCCAUGGGCUCGGGCACUGACGUCUCCAAGCUCGCCGCCGACAUGGUCCUCACAGACAACAACUUCGCCACCAUCGAGUCCGCUAUCGAAGAGGGCCGGUCCAUCUACAACAACACCCAGCAGUUCAUCCGCUAUCUCAUCUCGUCCAAUAUCGGCGAGGUCGUGUCCAUCUUCCUGACGGCAGCCCUGGGGAUGCCCGAAGCUCUGAUUCCGGUCCAGCUCCUAUGGGUCAACCUCGUCACGGAUGGUCUCCCCGCCACUGCGCUGUCUUUCAACCCGCCCGAUCACGACAUCAUGAGACGCCAGCCGAGGAAGCGCGACGAACCUCUUAUCGGCGGCUGGCUGUUCUUCCGCUACAUGGUCAUCGGAAUCUAUGUCGGUCUCGCGACCGUGGGCGGCUACGCUUGGUGGUUCAUGUACAACCCCGAGGGCCCGCAGAUCAGCUUCUGGCAGCUCAGCCACUUCCACCGCUGCUCGACCCAGUUCCCCGAGAUCGGCUGCCAGAUGUUCACCAACGACAUGGCCAAGUCGGCCUCGACCGUCUCGCUCUCGAUCCUCGUCGUCAUCGAGAUGUUCAACGCCAUGAAUGCCCUUUCCUCCAGCGAAUCCCUCCUGACACUCCCACUCUGGGAGAACAUGAUGCUCGUCUACGCCAUCGGCCUGUCGAUGGCUCUCCACUUCGCACUGCUCUACACUCCCAUUCUCCAGACCCUGUUCUCGAUCCUACCACUCAACUGGUUGGAGUGGAAGGCAGUGAUCAUCAUCAGUGCUCCCGUCAUACUCAUCGACGAGUUCUUGAAGUUUGUGGAAAGACAGCUCUUCAUCCAGAGUGCCGCGGUUCAGUCGACGGAGAAGCCGUCGAAGAAGGAGCAAUAGAGUGGUAGAAAUCGCUCGGGGUACCUACCUAGGCUCGUACGUAGAUGUGUAGAAAUAGAACAUUGUACUUAAUCCUCUCAGAUGGUCAUGGUCGACACUGACCCUAUUCCGGGACGUAACUAUUGGUG